Brassica napus (rape) is the source of this 1185-nucleotide messenger RNA. RefSeq names its product polygalacturonase-like. Lineage: Eukaryota; Viridiplantae; Streptophyta; Magnoliopsida; Brassicales; Brassicaceae. Gene Ontology annotation, molecular function: polygalacturonase activity. The record is from RefSeq and is a predicted model, not a curated record. Gene Ontology annotation, biological process: carbohydrate metabolic process. The transcript is spliced from 4 exons. Bases 1 to 1185 code for a protein of 394 amino acids.
AUGGAUCAUACUAAUAACAAGCUUGUGGCUGCUUUGCUGAUGUUCUUCUCAAGCUUCUUGCUGAUGGGUACGUCAAUGGCUGCUUCCAACUACAAUGUCGUCAACUUCGGUGCUAAACCGGACGGUCGAACCGAUUUAACAAAAGCCUUUCUCAGCGCGUGGAAAGCUGCUUGCCGCUCAGCUGCAAGUGUCACAGUAACGGUCCCUAGAGGGAGCUUCUUGUUAAAACCGGUGGAGUUUCGUGGUCCAUGUCGCAGUAGAAUCACGUUUCUGAUCGAUGGAACGAUUGUAGCUCCUUCAGACUACCGUGGUUUAGGUAAUUCCGGUUAUUGGAUCUUAUUCGUUGAAGUUAACCGGAUCUCGAUCAAUGGAGGAACUUUAGAUGCUAGAGGUGCAUCUUUUUGGGCUUGUCGAAAAUCCGGAAAGAGUUGUCCUGGUGGAGCCAGAUCGAUGACGUUUAACUGGGCAAACGACGUCGUAGUGAGCGGCCUAACGUCAAUAAACAGCCAAGUAACACAUUUAGUGAUAAACAGCUGCAACAAUGUAGUUGUCCGGAAAGUGAAGCUAGUGGCUCCAGACCAAAGUCCCAACACAGAUGGCCUCCACGUCCAAGCGUCUACUGGUGUGACCGUAACCGAUAGCACGUUUCAAACAGGAGAUGACUGUAUCUCUAUCGGUCCGGGAACUCGUAACCUCUACAUGUCUAAACUCAACUGCGGUCCAGGCCAUGGAAUCAGUAUUGGGAGUCUAGGGAGAGAUGCUAAUGAAGCUGGGGUACAGAACAUAACGUUGAUAAACUCUGUUUUUUCGGGUUCGGAUAAUGGUGUUCGGAUCAAGACAUGGGCUAGACAAAGCACAGGUUUUGUGAGAAACAUUUUGUUUCAGAAUCUGGUCAUGAAAAACGUUCAGAAUCCAAUCAUUGUUGAUCAGAAUUAUUGUCCGAAUCAUCAAGGCUGUCCUAAACAGGGUUCUGGUGUGAAGAUUAGUCAGGUCGUGUAUAGAAACAUUCAAGGGACAUCUCGAACACAACAAGCUUUAACGUUUGAUUGCAGUCGCAGUAACCCGUGCCAAGCAAUUAGAUUGCAUGACAUUAAACUAACGUUCAACGGACGGUCGGCUACUUCGACGUGUAAGAAUAUUAAAGGAGUCAAGGCUGGUGUGGUAAUGCCACAAGGUUGUCUUUGA